AAUGUCUUUAGGAAGCUGUCAGCUACAGUAAUGUAGCUGCUCAGGAACUUUAAAGAUGAAUGUGCUUAAGUACUCUCAGUGGGACUUUCUUUUUACUUCAGCAGGUCUGCCCCUGUUUCUAUUCGACAUUGUUAUGGACGUUCUGGCUGCUGUGAACUUUUAUAAGGAGGAGGCCUACCUGUGCCUCGCUGUGCUGCUGGUGCUACUUAUUGGCUCCUCUGUGCUCGCACAGCUUUACAGCUGGCUCUGGUACAGCUACGAUGAAUUUAAGAUGGAAACAAAACUCGAAGACUUUCUGAAGCCCAUCCUUGGAGUCUUGCAUAUGUUCCAGCUGGGGAUGUACAUCAGACAUCUAGCCGUCUUGGAGGCCUUCAUGCCGAACUCCAACUCAAACCCCAGCUGGCCAACAGAUGUGGUCGUGUACAUGAACCACGACCUGAACCUGCUGCGGUUCAUGGAGACCUUCUGGGAGAGUGCUCCUCAGAUCGUCCUCAUGCUCACAGUCAUCAUGCAGGAGGGAAAGCCAGGUCCCAUCACAGUGCUGAAGACCAUCUGCUCGCUGUCGACCGUUGCUUUCUGCGUGACCACGUACCACCGUUGCCUGCGCUCCUUCCUGCCAGAUAAGAAGAAACAGCCAAUCAUCUCAUCGAUCGUCUACUUCCUCUGGAACCUGCUCCUCCUGUCGUCUCGCAUCGUCGCCCUUGCCCUCUUUGCCUCUGAGGAGCCCUGCUUCAUCUUCACCCACUUUUUCUGCUCCUGGCUGGUGCUGUUCUUCUUCGCCUGGUGCUCCAAGACAAAGUUAAUGGACAGUGCAGGGGGGGAGUGGCUGUACCGGGCCACAGUGGGCCUCAUCUGGUACUUCGACUGGUUCAACGUGGUGGAGGGGCAGAUGAGGAAACAGAUGAUAGUGUACCACACCUACAUCCUGGUGGAUAUCUCCGUCCUCUGUGGAGUGUGGUACUGGAAGAUGAGCUUGGAUCCUCCUCCCCUUGAAAUCUCAUGUUUGCAGGCUGUCAUCAUUAGCGGCGCCGUGGUCUCAGUUUAUAUCAUGGGGUUGAUUUGUAAGAUCAUUUAUUACCUGUUCUUCCAUCCAAAGUUGUACAAAAAAGAGCUGAUAGGAGACAUCGUGAAUGAGCGUCAGGGAGAUGAAGUAGACUUUGGUCCCAGAGCCAGCGCUCCAGGCGUCGCUCCUGUUGACAACACAUCUGAUGUGCUUUGUAGAAUUCCCUGCAUGCCCAGCGGGCUGAACCAACAAGUUCAUUGCAACAAGAGGACGAAGAAGCUGGCUGAGAAUUUUUACUCAAGAUCAGUUGAGGGUGUUGAAGCCUGAAUGCUGCAGCAUGAGGAACGUGAGGGUUCCUCCACAGAGACACUCUGAGUCACUCAGCUGCAUGCUCCUGUGUGCCAAAAACCUGAAUGAACCAAACUUUAUUUAACCUGCUCCUCCUUUUAAGGGUCAGCCUAGAGACUCACUCUGAAUCCGUGCUGUUCCUCAGGACCAGAUAUAAUCACUCAAAUAUGAUACUUGCAAUAUAUUCCAACAUAGCUGGGACAUGGUCAUGUUCAGCGCUGUGUUACAUCACCUUUCCUUUUAUCAGUCAGUAAGUGUUUGGGAACUGAAGAGACUAAUUAUUGUAUUUUGUGCCACACAUUUUCAACGGGAGACAGGUCUGGACUGUAGGCAGGCCAGUCUAGCACCAGAACUCUUUUACUGCGAAGCCACGCUGUUUGAACAUGUGCAGAAUGUAGCUUGGCAUUGUCUUGCUGAAAUAAGAAGAGACGUCCCUGAAAAAGACGUUGCUUGGAUGGCGGCAGAUGUUGCUCCAAAACCUGUGUGCACCUUUUAGCAUUACAUUCACAGAUGUGUCAGUUGCCCAUGCCAUGGGCACCAACCCACCCCCAUACCAUCACAGAUACUGGCUGUUGAACUUUGGACUGACAACAUUCCAGAAAGUUCUUUUCCUCUUUGGCCCAGAGGACACGAUGUCCAUGAUUUCCAAAAACAACCUGAAAUGUGGACUCAUCAGAUCAGAGCACACUUCAAUU
This is a messenger RNA of Girardinichthys multiradiatus, 2046 nucleotides long. RefSeq names its product XK-related protein 8-like. The transcript has 3 exons. Gene Ontology annotation, cellular component: plasma membrane. NCBI's taxonomy places the organism in Eukaryota, Metazoa, Chordata, Actinopteri, Cyprinodontiformes, Goodeidae. The coding region runs from base 56 to 1330 and encodes 424 amino acids. The record is from RefSeq and is a predicted model, not a curated record. Gene Ontology annotation, biological process: apoptotic process involved in development; phosphatidylserine exposure on apoptotic cell surface; engulfment of apoptotic cell.